Messenger RNA from Penicillium manginii, 3690 nucleotides. Its product is annotated as DUF3433 domain-containing protein. The record is from RefSeq and is a predicted model, not a curated record. Lineage: Eukaryota; Fungi; Ascomycota; Eurotiomycetes; Eurotiales; Aspergillaceae. The transcript has a single exon. Bases 1 to 3690 code for a protein of 1229 amino acids.
AUGGCCGAGUCCGACAAUGGACCAACCGGCCGAAGCAUUCCACCAAGCAAGAAAAGGUCAUGGUUGCCAACUUCUCUGAGGCGUCCCUACCUUUCUGCUCUGGCUAGCUUCUUUAUUUUAAUGGCACUUUCCAUCGAGGCUCUUCGUCAGUACUCAAAUCAUCACCAUGGGAUCAUCCAUGUCAAGUCAUACGAGGACCUCGCCCGGUUUACCUCAGGGGUUUACACAUAUGUACCCACAGCGUUUGCAAUCCUAGCAGUGGCGUUAUGGAAUGUUUGCGCUUUGGAUGUUCUACGACUGGAGCCGUUUUUUCAACUCGCCAGACCUAACGGUGCCCCCGGAGACAUUCUCUUCACCAAUUACUGCUUCUUUUAUGGCAUCAUGGCACCCAUCAUGGCGAUCCGAAACCGACAUUGGAUUGUAGCGGCGGUGUCAUCGACUUCAAUCAUUCUACGAAUGAUGUUGCCCUCCGUAUUGUCUGGCCUUGUGAACCUUGAUGAGCCAAAUAUCGUCUUCGCGAGGCAUCUCGAUACCUGGCCCAGUCUGAUAAGCCUAGAGUCACAGAACACUUUACUCGCGAACGUUGCAGCCCAUCGCGGGAAUCACACCGCACCCCAUGUGGAUACAUUCUUUGCCUAUCAAGUACCUGGUUAUUCCAUGCCGCCCAUCUCAAUGCCAGCACACUCCAGGCCGGGAACGGGAACUUCAACCUGGAAACUCAACCAAGACAUUUACUGGUCUGACAUGAGUUGUGUGGAAACCCAUUCCAACACAGUCAUGCCUGGGAAGAUAUUUGAUUCUACAAAUGGCAUGCCACUUUUGGAAUGGAACAUUCCCAACUUGUCGAUUCAAAGCUCUUCGGGCACUAAAGUGGUUUCCAAUUGUGACAUCAAAAUAUCUCUGAACAGCACCUACCCGCCCGACAGUCGACUGCCUCAGCUUAUGUACUGGGAGCCUCUUGGCUUCUAUGGAAAUUCCAGUGCAACUUUCACCUGGGACGGUGACGGAUGUACGCCCCUUUCACUAUUUGGGAUCUCCAUCGACGUAAACCCCAGGUGGAACAAUUUAUCAUCUAAAGCCAGUGUCUUCGGCUGCACAAGCACAUAUCUACGCUCUAAUGCUGAUAUAACCCUACCAGCAAACACAUCCAUAGCCACUUUGGCGAAUAUAUCGAGCUCGACAAGAUCUCUCACUUCUAUGGAUCUCGGCCUUGCAGAGUUCCAACGUAUGCUUUUCACGAGGCUUCCUCGCGAUGGUCGCGGGCGAUGGAACCAAAGAGAAUCAGAGUUCACUUCCUUGGUCUCCGGCUCCGAUAGUUCUUUGGCUGAUCCCCAGUCCGAUCGUAUCAGUCUCGCUGAGUACCAACGGGACAUUGGUAAGACUUGGAAUCAUCAUUUUGUUUCCUCAAUGAACCGAUUCUUCAAGACAACAGCAGAUCCAACUCGGAUCCCGGCCAACCACAGCACCUUGACCAUCAUAUAUAGUGUCACAUCUCAGACUGCUACUCUAGCCGAGGUUCUUUUGCUAUCGGCAGCCCUGUUGCUCCUGGUGAUGUUCUUUCUAUACCCUUUACGACCAAACUUUCUUCGUUCAGAUCCUGGUCCGAUCGCAGCGCAAUGUGCCCUUGUGACAGACAUGUUCUCCUCGCUAAGCCAUAUCACGGAUUCUGGAAUGGAUUAUUGUCGUGCAACUCCUCGACAACUUCGCCGCUUUUCCCGGUCUCUGUGGUGUAAAAUGAUUGAUGGGCCUGAUGGCAAGCACAUCGAGAUAACCCCACGCCAGGGCCAGGCGCCCAGAGCAGAGAACCGAGCUCCGGGUAGAAUGCAACUCAAUACGCGACCGCAUUUCUUGACGCCUCUUUGGUUUCUGAUAGAAUGUCUGCUCAUGACAGGUGUACUCAUUACAUUCGGAAUAUCGUUUCAAUUUAUUCGUCUGGAUAAAUUUGAUACAUCCGACUCUACAGGCACUACGGUACUUUGGCUCUUCUUGGACUAUGGCCCGACUGUUGUCGCCUCUAUGAUCAGCUCUCUCUUUGUCUCCGUCCACCGACACAUUGGUAGCAUUGAGCCAUGGGUGCAGCUCCGCGAGGGAAUGGCUACAUCCAAAGAGUCCUUGGCGGCUAAUUUCGGUUCUCACACUCCUCUGACGAUUUGGAGUCAGUUUCGUGACAGAAGACCACCUCUCCUCGUCAUUCUUUCUGUGAUAUGUAUCUUUGACUUUGGCCUCACCAUCGCCAGCAGUGGAAUGUUUGAACCCUCUGUUGAUACAUGGACGGACCAUACUAAAGUUGUCACCGCACAGUAUAAUACGUCGGUAUUUGGCAAUCCAUAUAUUCAGACCGAAUUCAGUGGAACCAAUUUGAUUUCCGAUGUUCUGCUCAUCGGAAAGCCGAUGCUUUCUUGGAAUACUGCCAACCUGUCGUUCUACCCCCUUGGAGUAAAUGAUCCCGACGCCCAAUACGUGGACCAGGCCAUCUAUACCGCUCAAACGCGUGGGGUCGGGGUCGAGCUUCAGUGUGGCCAGGCAUCUUACAUUCAUAGCUCGUCCAAUUCCUCGUAUUGGACCUAUAAUGCCUCCGUGGACGCAACAGUAUCAAGUUGUACAGCAGAGAUGCAAUCGCCAGGUGCGCUCGAUACGUCAUCGAGAACAUACAACGGAUCGCUCUAUUUCAGUACCGCCUUGAAUUCAAGCCGCGCUUGUCAGAUGUCUUUCACUGUUGGCCUUGGAGAAUCAAACGAUACUCGAAUUUCCCGUGGGGGUUUCUCGACAGUCUUCUCCUGUAGCCCUAAAAUCAUACUUGAAGAUUUUCGAUUGAAUUUCGACAUUGACGGGAUCGUUUCUUACUACCAGCCUAUACAUGCUAGCUCGAUCACGAGUGGGCAAAUGUUCCAAAAUGCCUCGGAUAGCAUAUUAUCAUUCAAUAGUGCUUUUAUGCGAUAUGCCCAAGUCGACAACUCCUGGAACGCGCUUGUGACAUCCCAAGUCUACAAUAUUCUCGCUUCUGGCUCCGCUUCUCAAGGCUCUUCAUCGCCACAUUCCCACACCCAUCGGCCUACUCAUAAGCACCAUCAUAAACUUCCCCCGACAACUGAAUCUCAAAAGCAAGCCCUCGUCAUGCGCACUGUGCAACUUGCAUAUCAAACAGCUUUCAGUACCUACAUAAGCCUCCAGCGGGAUCUCUACCUAUCUCCUCUUACACUUUCAGGAAACACCAAUAGAAGUGUCCCUGCUAUCGUUACAUCUGCUGUGUGGUACAUUGAACCAUCCAAUGCAACAAUUGUUGCAAUCAUCGUUAUCCUUUCCAUUGAUCUUGCCAUCCUCAUGAGUGUCUUCUGGCUACGUCAUGGGCAUUAUUCCGGCCCACCAUUUCCUCGUUCAAUCGGAUCUUUGAUCCCUUGGGUCCUCCACAGCAGGAUGUUGAACGAUGUGCGCGAAACCAGCACCUGGAGUGGAGAAAAACGCAAUGAACACUUACGAAAACUUGGUCAUCGGUACAAAUUUGGCAAUCUUGGCAACGCCGAUGCUCGGCUCGGCCUUGAUUACGACGAGAAGCCUGCGAUAGAGGAGGAGGGUCAUGAAUUGGGUAUAUACGGACCACUACAGCCAUCCAGAACCGGAGAGCCUGAUAUUAAUUCGACUGAUAGUGGCGGAACUUUGUUGAGCCAUUCUGUACAUAGUUCAGGCACAUAG